AAGAACGCAAACAGAAGGCUACAAUUACAGAGACCGUUCGCAACUCAAUUUAUUUAUUUAUUUAAUUUUCUUGGCAAUAACAGAUUGCAAUGAUAUUGGAUAUUUUCUAUUCAGAUUUCAGAUUACCAAGCUUAAUAGUGAAUAAGCAUGCAUAAAACUCCUGCAAAUUCCAUCUCCUACAGAACCCACACCCUAUAAAUCUACCUGCAUUGCUUCGAUUCAACCAAGAGCAAAUGCAACAAAAAGGAAGAAAUUCCAACCGAAGAUCAAGAACGUUUUCUCGUGCUCGUCUAGCUAUUGAAGGCUACUAGCAUCAUUUUUCAGUGGUUUCUGGUUUUUAACAUUUUUUUUUCAUUCCUGGGGAUAUUCAUCAUGGCUGCUGAAGGUGAGAGGGCUGUUCAAUUGAGCUACUGGAAGGAGCAUUCCUUAGUGCUUAGUGUGGAAGCAAUGAUGCUUGACAGCCAGGCUUCCAAGCUGGACAAGGAAGAAAGGCCCGAGAUACUCUCUCUUCUACCACCUCUUGAGGGUAAAUCAGUAGUUGAGCUGGGAGCUGGCAUUGGACGCUACACAGCAGAAUUAGCAAAGAGUGCUGGUCAUGUUCUAGCCAUGGACUUCAUUGAGAGUGUAAUUAAAAAGAAUGAAGAAACAAAUGGGCACUUCAAGAAUGUAGAAUUUAUGUGUGCUGAUGUUACAUCUCCAGACCUGACAAUUGAACCAAGCUCUAAGGAUAUGGUAUUUUCAAAUUGGCUGCUAAUGUAUUUAUCGGAUGAGGAGGUGAAAGAACUGGCAAAGAAGAUGGUACAGUGGGUGAAAAUGGGCGGGUAUAUCUUUUUUAGAGAAUCCUGCUUUCAUCAGUCUGGAGAUCACAAGCGCAAAGAAAAUCCAACACAUUAUCGAGAACCAAGCUUCUACCUUAGGACUUUCAAAGAGUGCCUCGCAAAGGAUGAGUCGGGAACCCUUUCAGAGUUGUCCCUUGUGCGCUGCAAAUGUGUUGGAGCUUAUGUUCGGAACAAGAAGAAUCAAAACCAGAUUUGUUGGCUUUGGCAGAAAGUUUGCUCAAAAGAUGACAAGGGUUUCCAGCAAUUCUUGGAUAAUGUCCAAUAUACUCGUAAUGGCAUUUUACGGUAUGAGCGUAUAUUUGGGGAAGGCUUUGUUAGCACUGGAGGAAUAGAAACUACAAAGGAAUUUGUUGACAAAUUGGAGCUGAAGGCUGGCCAAAGAGUCCUUGAUGUUGGUUGUGGAAUUGGAGGAGGCGACUUUUACAUGGCUGAGAAAUUUGAUGUAGAGAUUGUUGCUGUUGACCUUUCGAUAAAUAUGAUUUCGAUUGCUCUAGAGAGGGCUAUCGGUCAUCAAUAUGCUGUUGAAUUUGAGGUUGCAGACUGCACAAAGAAAGAAUAUCCAGAGUGUACAUUUGAUGUUAUUUACAGCCGGGACACUAUACUUCAUAUCCAGGAUAAGCCUGCUUUAUUUAGGAAGUUCUACAAAUGGCUGAAGCCAGGAGGCAGGUUGCUCAUUAGUGAUUACUGCAAAGCACGUGGAACAGCUUCUACAGAAUUUCAGGAGUAUAUUAAACAACGUGGCUAUGAUCUGCAUGAUGUAGAAGCAUAUGGCCAGAUAAUAAAAGAUUCUGGAUUCUGUGAUGUUGUGGCUGAGGAUCGCACAAAUCAGUUCAUUGAAGUGCUACAGAAAGAGCUCUAUUCGGUUGAGAAAGACAAAGAUGCCUUUGUCCAUGAUUUCUCAGAGGAAGACUAUACCUCUAUUGUUGAUGGAUGGAAAGCAAAAUUGGCAAGGACCUCGUGUGGAGAACAGAAAUGGGGGCUUUUCUUUGCUAAAAAGCAUUUGAUCUAAAAAUAAGCUGUUCAUGGGAUUAAAUUGGAGUCAUCUUACAGAAAUAUUAGCACGAGAAGUGCAUUUGCUAGUUACUUUAUACGUCUAAGCAAACUCACAGACUUAAGCUAUGAAUAUAAGAACUUGGUAUUAUUUUCUUUCUAGAUACAAAGGUGGAUAAGAAACUUAUUUUUGUUACUUUACAGAGAAAAAAUGCACCAUUUUUCUGAGAGUGAAUGUAUGGUUUUAUUGUUGUGUGACUGCAAGCCUAAUAUAUAAUUGACAGUAUGCAGUUGUUUGAAA
This is a messenger RNA of Cryptomeria japonica (Japanese cedar), 2130 nucleotides long. Its product is annotated as phosphoethanolamine N-methyltransferase 3. Lineage: Eukaryota; Viridiplantae; Streptophyta; Pinopsida; Cupressales; Cupressaceae. The coding region runs from base 373 to 1848 and encodes 491 amino acids. The transcript has 12 exons. Gene Ontology annotation, biological process: phosphatidylcholine biosynthetic process. Gene Ontology annotation, molecular function: phosphoethanolamine N-methyltransferase activity. The record is from RefSeq and is a predicted model, not a curated record.